CCCUCCCUCUUUCUCCUCUGAGGCUGUGGAGUCGCCUCGCAGCAGCGAGCUGCGAGCGCCCAGCUCCCAGUCCCGGCUUGAACUGAACUGUGCAAGUGGCGGGUCCUGGAACCCCGGCCCGGGGGCGGCGAGCCCAGGUCUGAGCCCGGGCCCAGCGGCCAGCCGCCGAGAGGCCCUGGUUCGGGACCGAGCCCGGGCGCAGAGCGGGAGAGCCGGAGAGCCGGGCGGGCGGGCCGGCGCAGCGUCCCGGCGAGUCAGGGAGCAGGACCGCGGAAGGCAGGGAGACGGCCGCGAGCAGAGGGCAGAGGGCAGAGUGCAGAGAGAGGCCUGGCUCGGCGGAGGGCGCCGCCCGGCCGGAACCGAGCUCUCCGCCCGGGACGGCGGCCCGCGGUGGGGCGCGGACCCAGGGUGGCCACGAGUCCGGAGCGACUCCCCGGCCCACGGCGGGGGGCGUGCCUCCUCCCAGCCCGGCCGCCCCAGCCCCGCGCGCCGGUCAGCUGCGUCGCCGGGGCAUGUGAGCGGGAAGCCCAGGCUGCCAGCCGCGAGGACCCGUUCGGAGGAGGAGCAGGAGCGCGGAGCCCCGAGCCCGGCGCCUGGCCGAGUAGAUGUCCAUGAGGAGCCCUGGCUCUGCCCAGCUGGCCCUGGAUGGCGUUGGCACCAUGGUGAACUGCACCGUCAAGUCAGAAGGGAAGAGGGAGCUCUGCCACGAGGCCCUCCAGGCCUCAGCCGCCGCCGCCGAACCCCAGCCGGGAGACCCAGCCCGGGCUCCCCAGGAUGGUGCUGACUCCCAAGCUCCAGCCCAGGACUGCAGCUCCCCGGAGAGCAUUGGGUGUCUGGAACCCAAGAGACCAGGAGGUUCUGAGGCUGCUUCUGGAAGCCGGGAGAAGCUGGACUUCAACCAAAAUUUAAAAGAAGUCGUGCCAGCCAUCGAGAAGCUGCUGUCCAGUGACUGGAAGGAGAGGUUUCUGGGAAGGAGCUCUGUGGAAACCAAAGAUGUGAAAGGGACCCAGGAGAGCCUGGCAGAGAAAGAGCUCCAGCUCCUGGUCAUGAUCCACCAGCUGUCUACCCUGAGGGACCAGCUCCUGACGGCCCAUUCAGAACAGAAGAACAUGGCUGCCAUGCUGUUCGAGAAGCAGCAGCAGCAGAUGGAGCUGGCCCGGCAGCAGCAGGAGCAGAUCGCCAAGCAGCAGCAGCAGCUGAUUCAGCAACAACAUAAGAUCAACCUCCUCCAGCAACAGAUCCAGCAGGUCAACAUGCCUUACGUCAUGAUCCCGGCCUUCCCCCCAAGUCACCAACCUCUACCUGUCACCCCCGAUUCCCAGCUGGCCUUGCCCAUACAGCCCAUCCCCUGCAAACCAGCGGAGUACCCCCUGCAGUUGCUACACAGCCCCCCCGCCCCGGUGGUGAAGAGGCCCGGGGCCGUGGCUGCCCACCACCCCCUGCAGGAGCCCUCCCAGCCCCUGAACCUCACAGCCAAGCCCAAGGCCCCCGAGCUGCCCAAUGCUUCCAGCUCCCCCAGCCUGAAGAUGAACUGUGGACCCCGCCCCCCCAGCCAUGGGGCCCCCACACGGGACCUACAGUCCAGCCCGCCCAGUCUGCCAUUGGGCUUCCUCGGUGAAGGGGACGCUGUCACCAAAGCCAUUCAGGAUGCUCGACAGCUGCUGCAUGGCCACAGUGGGACCUUAGAGAGCUCCCCCAGUACCCCCUUCCGCAAGGACCUCAUCAGCCUGGACACGUCCCCAGCUAAGGAGCGGCUGGAGGAGAGUUGUGUGCACCCCCUCGAAGAAGCCAUGUUGGGCUGCGACAUGGAUGGCUCCCGCCACUUUCCUGAGUCCCGGAACAGCAGCCACAUCAAGAGGCCCAUGAAUGCCUUCAUGGUGUGGGCCAAAGAUGAGCGAAGGAAGAUCCUCCAAGCCUUCCCGGACAUGCACAACUCCAGCAUCAGCAAGAUCCUUGGCUCCCGCUGGAAGUCCAUGAGCAACCAGGAGAAGCAGCCCUACUACGAGGAGCAGGCGAGGCUGAGCCGGCAGCAUCUGGAAAAGUACCCGGACUAUAAGUACAAGCCUCGGCCCAAGCGCACCUGCAUCGUGGAGGGCAAGCGGCUGCGGGUGGGCGAAUACAAAGCCCUGAUGAGGACCCGGCGCCAGGACGCCCGCCAGAGCUACGUGACCCCCCCCCAGGCCGGCCAGCUGCAGAUGAGCUCCUCCGAUGUCCUGUACCCUCGGGUGGCAGGCGUGCCCCUGGCUCAACCCCUGGUGGAGCACUAUGUGCCCCGGAGCCUGGACCCCAACAUGCCUGUCAUCGUCAACACUUGCAGCCUCAGGGAGGAGGGUGAGGCCGCAGAAGACAGGCACUCGGUGGCUGACGGCGAGAUGUACCGGUACAGCGAGGACGAGGACUCGGAGGGCGAGGAGAAGAGCGACGGGGAGCUGGUGGUGCUUACAGACUGAUCCCGGCCCCAAGCCGAUGGGCACAGCCAGCCGGCCUGGACUACGUUGGUACUUGGACAUGCCCGGGAGACGGGCACAGCUGUGCACGUGUAGAUAGCCUCCUGAGGGGAGAUGCCCCACCACCUCCCCUGUGGCCGCACCCGAGGAGCUGCUGGCCGAGGUGGGCAGGACCCGUAGAGUGGCGAUGGGCCGAGCGCCGUGGCCCUUGGGGCUCGUGGCCAGCGGACACUGUGUGACCCUCCCUUCCUGCAGAUCUAUCACCCCCGGGGUAUGGCAGCUCCAGACCUGUCCUCCUGGGGCCACGCGCUUUGUUUCCAUUCUUGUCCUGGCUGGACCAGCCCCUGUAGGACCAACCCCCUCCCUCCCUCCCUCCCACGCCCCUCCUCACGCGCCCCACCCCACCUCGCCACCAGAUCGUUCCUCUAUCAUAGGAUCACUUUGUGCAGAAAGGUCUGGCUGUCCCUCGCUGUCUUUAUAUCUCCUGCCCAGCCUGUUGUGCCUCUGGCUGCUGGAAGUGUGUGCGUGUGUAUAUGUAGGUGUGUGCACAUGCUCGUGUGUGUAUUUCCAUCCGCUCAUUCAUUGCACAAGGUAUUUAUUGAGUGCCUGCUGUGUGCCAGGCACCGUUGCUGAGUUCCUGUGGGUGUCUCUCUCGAUGCCACCUCUUGCUUCUCUGGGGGCCUCUUCCUGUGCUUCAUUGUCCCCAAAUUGCUACCUCUUUGUCAGUCUGGGUGUCUCAGGUUCUGUGUGUCCUUGUGUUCCUGUCCUUGUUUCUCUGCAGGGCUGUUCUUCUGUCUCUGUCCCUUUCUUGGCCUCGGCCUCUGCCCCUUUUGACAUCGCUGGUCAGCCCCUGGGCCCACCAGCUGCCCUGACCUCUCCUGACCGUCCCUUCACUCCCUCCCCGACUCUGCCCUAGGGUGGGUUCCCACAGAGCCAUUUUUAGCUCCGAGCAAUGUGGGAAUGUGUUCAGCCUUCAAGGGCCUCUGUCUUGGUGCCCCAGUCCCUGGUCCCAACCUGAGUGCCAGGAGCUGGGGACAGGAGGAUUGAUGGAGAGUAGGGCUCCCCCCGUGGCAGCUGGUGAGUAGGGAGUGGGAGGGGGCUCCUCAUUCUUGGAAGGGGUCAGCGAGGGGAAGACUGCCUCUCCACCAGCCUUCUCCUCUCCGCUACUAACACUGGGGACCUCGCCUCAGCUCCUCCUGCUCACUUGGGACAGGUCAUUUCCCUAAGAAAAUCACAUCCCGCUGGCACCUGACUCCAAAGAUCCAGAACAGCCCUUGGAUCAGGGUGGGAAGGGAACCCCAAAUCCCACAGGGGCAGAUGUGGAUUCUGGGCCUGCCCCCCAUCUUCUCCCUACCCCCCCCCCUUUCCCUCCAGCCCAACUUCUCUCCAGGCUGUUUCUUUUUUUAUGACUGUAAACAUAGAUAGUGCUUUAUUUUGUUAAUAAUAAGAUGAUGAGUAACUUAACCAGCACAUUUCUCCUGUUUACACUUGGGGGAUUUUUUUGUUUUCUGUUGGCAUAAUAAAGACAGACCAUUUCAGAA
This is a messenger RNA of Neofelis nebulosa (Clouded leopard), 3988 nucleotides long. RefSeq names its product SRY-box transcription factor 13 (gene SOX13). Lineage: Eukaryota; Metazoa; Chordata; Mammalia; Carnivora; Felidae. The record is from RefSeq and is a predicted model, not a curated record. The transcript is spliced from 14 exons. Gene Ontology annotation, cellular component: nucleus. Gene Ontology annotation, biological process: regulation of transcription by RNA polymerase II; cell fate commitment. The coding region runs from base 606 to 2450 and encodes 614 amino acids. Gene Ontology annotation, molecular function: DNA-binding transcription factor activity, RNA polymerase II-specific; RNA polymerase II cis-regulatory region sequence-specific DNA binding.